AAAGAAGAAAAACCUGAAAUCACACCUGUAUCUAAAGAAGAAAAACCUGAAGAAACACUUGCUCUUCCUGAAGAAGAAAAACCAGAAAUCACACCUGUAUCUAAAAAGGAAAAACCUGAACAAAAAGUUCCUGUUCCUGAAAAAGAAAAACCAGAAAUAACUCCUGUCCCCAAAGAAGAAAAACUUGAAGAAACAGUUACUUUUACUAAAGAAGAAAAACCACAAAUAAUUCCUACACCUAAAGAGAAGGAAAAACCAGAAAUGACACCAAUUCCUAAAGAGGAAGAACUUGAAGAAAGAGUUACUGUUACUAAAGAAGAAAAACCGCUGAUAAUUCCUACUCCUAAAGAGAAAGAAAAACCAGAAAUAACACCUAUUCCUAAAGAGGAAAAACAUGAAGAAAGAGUUGCUGUUCCUGCAGAAGAAAAACCAGAAAUAACACCUGUAUCUAAAGAAGAAAAACCUGAAGAAACACUUCCUGUUCCUGAAGUAGAAAAACCAGAAAUAACU
Messenger RNA from Limulus polyphemus (Atlantic horseshoe crab), 510 nucleotides. RefSeq names its product fibrous sheath CABYR-binding protein-like. The annotation marks the transcript as partial. Lineage: Eukaryota; Metazoa; Arthropoda; Merostomata; Xiphosura; Limulidae. The record is from RefSeq and is a predicted model, not a curated record. The transcript has a single exon.